CUGUGAAUGGCAAAUCCGAAACCAUUCCCUGUACAAAAAAAGUGAAAACAAGAUUGUUUCGUUUUUGUAUUAAUUGUAGUCGCAAAUACAAUUAAUUAGGUUAAACUCAGGCAUUUAGAGGCAGCGCCAACAGACAGACAACGUUCAGCCGGAAUCAUGGGUGGGGUGCUCAGCUACUUUCGCGGAUUGCUCGGCUCCCGGGAGAUGCGCAUCUUGAUCCUGGGCCUGGACGGUGCCGGCAAGACCACAAUCCUCUAUAGACUGCAGGUGGGCGAGGUGGUCACCACGAUACCCACCAUUGGCUUCAACGUGGAGCAGGUUACAUACAAGAACCUCAAGUUUCAGGUGUGGGACCUGGGCGGACAGACAAGUAUUAGACCCUACUGGCGUUGCUACUAUAGCAACACAGACGCCAUCAUAUACGUGGUGGACUCUGCGGAUAGAGACCGUAUCGGCAUCUCCAAGGAUGAACUGCUCUAUAUGCUGCGCGAGGAGGAACUGGCUGGGGCGAUACUUGUUGUGUUGGCCAACAAGCAGGACAUGGACGGCUGCAUGACCGUCGCUGAAGUGCAUCAUGCGUUAGGCCUGGAAAACCUUAAAAAUCGCACAUUUCAGAUAUUCAAAACGUCGGCCACCAAGGGCGAGGGACUCGACCAAGCCAUGGACUGGCUCUCCAACACCCUGCAGAGUCGCAAAUAAUCCCUUAGCCAGUCCCCAGCCCCACCACAGUACCCAUCCCCUGUGUAAAAAUGAGUGUGUGUCCAAAGCGUCGCCAGCAACUAGGAAACAUCUUCUACAGCUUUUUUCAAAUUGCAUAAAUUGCGCAAAAAAAACAUCCACAAACCGAAAAAGAAAACUU
Molecule: messenger RNA, 859 nt
Organism: Drosophila serrata
Lineage: Eukaryota; Metazoa; Arthropoda; Insecta; Diptera; Drosophilidae
Gene: Arl1
Product: ADP ribosylation factor-like 1
Molecular function (GO): GTP binding; GTPase activity
Source: RefSeq, a predicted model, not a curated record